Coregonus sp. 'balchen' is the source of this 736-nucleotide messenger RNA. The record is from the annotation of a GenBank genome assembly. NCBI's taxonomy places the organism in Eukaryota, Metazoa, Chordata, Actinopteri, Salmoniformes, Salmonidae.
AUGGAGGGGCAGCAGUGGAACAGUGAGAUACAGGACAAACUUCACUCCCAGAACUCAAUCAUAUGUGGGCUUAUUAUGGAUUAUUUGCAGCUGCCAGGUAAGCGUCAAAUGAGCAAAUCAAUUAUUUAGAUGUAUCUAUAUGGUGUCUCUAUUUGGUUAUGUCAGGAUGACGUAACUCUUUUUUUUUGGGGGGGGGGGGGGGAUAUUUUGGGUUUCAAAAAACACUCCAGGUCACUCUUGAACUUCUAUGAGAUAUAAAGUAUGUAAAUAUUAUAAUGGACUUAUAUAUUUUAAAUAACUGUCCUUUUUCUGGCUAUCCUCUUCAUGUAUUUUGAAUGGCAUGGCAAGUUUUUCAUUUAUAAUAUCUGUAAGUAUGACAAUUUAUUAAUGGUAGCAUAUCUAUUUGAAUAAUAUGUUGGACUCACAUGGUACACAUCACAUGGUAUGAAAAAACAUAUCCAACAUGUUAUCUUGGAUACAGGCCUUUGCAUGAAUUUAAAUGUCAAAAUUCGAAGAAUUCCUCAUGACAAUAUAGACAUAUAGUCAAUAUUGUAUUGGAGCAUCAUGUACUCUGGGUUUAAUUGUUCCAGAAAGCAUAAUUGAAAAUGCUAAACCAGGUGGGCAGGUUUUGGCAGAGAGUAAACUGCAGAGAAGCUCCUCUGACAUCAACCCUACACAGACAGCAAGUGAUAACACCUUCAGCAUAACCAAGGACUUCAGCUGCAUCUACAGCAAA